AUGUCAGCAGACGAAAUUGACACCAAAGCAUCAGUCAUUGUGAUCGGCGCCGGUCCUGUCGGUCUCCUCGUAGGGUUGCGCCUCGUACGCGCUGGCAUCCCAACAACCGUACUCGAGAUGUUGCCAGCAGUCGAAAACUCUCCCCGCGCAGCGGUGUACAUGCCCGUCGCAGUACGCGAGCUCGACCGUGCCGGCAUCCUCGACGAGUGUCGCUCCAUCGGCACGUCUGGCACGAAGCUGGCGUGGCGCAAGAUCAACGGCGAGGUUAUCGUCGAGCUGGACCGGAUCCCGAACGAAGAGGAGCCGUACGAGAACCUGAUCCUGGGACAGCACGAGCUGGCGGAGGUGAUUCAGAGAGCCUUCCAGCAGGAGAAUUCCGCUGAGGAGACGCUCGCCAGGGUCCUCUUCAGCCAUCGUGCGGUCAAGAUUGAGCAGGACGAGGAGGGCGUGACGGUGACAGCGGAAGUGGGCGAGGAGAAGCGCGAGCACAGAUUCCGGGCCCAGUAUGUCGUUGGUGCAGAUGGCGCGAGGAGCUUCGUACGACGGCAUUUGAAUAUCCCCUUCGAAGGCUUCACCUGGGACCGACAGAUUGUGGCGACCAACGUGGUGUAUCCGUUCGACAAAUACGGCUAUACAACGGGGAAUAACAUUGUCCAUCCCGACCACUUCGCCGUGAUCGCCAAGCUCAACAACCAAGGCCUCUGGCGCGUCUCGUACGGCGAAGAAAGGAACCUGACGACGGAGCAGCUGCGCGAACGGUUGAAGAUGAAGUAUGAGGCCCUGUUUCCAGGCCCACGUCCGCUGAAGUACGAUCUGAAGAUGUUCUCGCCUUAUCGCAUCCACCAACGCUGCAGCACCACCUUCCGCGUGGGCCGUGUGCUGCUGGCAGGAGACGCAGCUCAUGUGUGUAAUCCGUUUGGGGGCCUAGGUCUGACCGGAGGCCUGCUCGAUGCUGGCGCCCUGAGCGACUGCCUGAUUGCCGUUCUCAACAACGACGUACCCGACACGGUCCUCGACAAAUACGCCGAGCUGCGCCGCGAUAUCUUCCUCAAGGUCGUCGACCCCACGACGCAGGCCAACAUCCGGCGGCUCUUCGAGAACGACUCAGAAACCUGCCGCGAGACCGAUCCGUUCUUUCGGACUCUUGCCACCGCCAGCAGCAGCGAGCGUCAGAAGAUCCGGGGAAUGCAGAAUCUCGCAGUUGAUAUGAAGGGGGUGAUCGAGGCUGCAAAGGAUAGAAAGAGGAGAGAUGAUGUCGAUAGGAGGACGAGGAAGUCUGCUGCACUUUAA
This is a messenger RNA of Rasamsonia emersonii CBS 393.64, 1290 nucleotides long. Its product is annotated as Monooxygenase. The record is from RefSeq and is a predicted model, not a curated record. Gene Ontology annotation, molecular function: FAD binding. Lineage: Eukaryota; Fungi; Ascomycota; Eurotiomycetes; Eurotiales; Trichocomaceae. The coding region runs from base 1 to 1290 and encodes 429 amino acids. The transcript is spliced from 4 exons.